Molecule: messenger RNA, 411 nt
Organism: Capronia coronata CBS 617.96
Lineage: Eukaryota; Fungi; Ascomycota; Eurotiomycetes; Chaetothyriales; Herpotrichiellaceae
Product: FK506-binding protein 2
Exons: 2
Coding region: 1-411 (136 amino acids)
Biological process (GO): protein peptidyl-prolyl isomerization
Molecular function (GO): peptidyl-prolyl cis-trans isomerase activity
Source: RefSeq, a predicted model, not a curated record
AUGAAGCUUCUUCCAUCCCUCCUCGCCGUAGCCCUCUCAGUUGCUCAUCUCGCCUCCUCCGCAGGUCUCGAGAUUGACUACCAAACGCCCGGGAUUGAAUGUACUCGCAAGACGAAAAACGGUGACCAGAUUGAGGUGCAUUAUCGCGGCUCUCUGCUCAGCACGGGCAAUGAAUUCGACUCCAGUUACUCGCGAGGUAGGCCUCUGGGUUUCCAAUUGGGUGCGGGACGGGUUAUCAAAGGAUGGGAUGAAGGCCUCCUAGACAUGUGCAUUGGCGAGAAACGGAAAUUGACAAUCCCACCGGAGAUGGGUUAUGGUGAGAGGGAUGUUGGCCCUAUUCCGGGCAACAGUGUGCUGGUCUUCGAAACAGAGUUGAUGGGGAUCAAGGGCGUGAAGAAGGAUGAGUUGUGA